AAAACCGCAACCGCUCAGUUCUACGCCCAUGCCUGCCGUGUUCCUAUCGCCAAUUCCAGCUAUAUUGCGCUUAUAGAUCAUAAGAAAUUGUUCAAUCGCGACCAAUUCCUUGGAGGUUUUCUAUAAAGAGGGCGCAGAAACACGCACUUCAAUCUCCCAAUCCUUAGGCAGCAUUCGGGGUGGUUUUUUAGGUUAGAAACGACGGAGAUAUGGAACCGGCUCCCCACCUCAAGAUCAGCAUCCGUGAAAACGAGGUCGAAGAAUGCAUUUUCCAACUGCUUCGACACGUGAGACCGAAGUGGAAAAGCGACGGGAUCAAAACAAAGCUUAUGACAGAUGGCAUAACAAACAAGCUAGUUCUGUGCAGAAACAUCUCAGAAGAUGACGGUAUUGAAGAAAAUGUUCUGGUGAGGAUAUAUGGCCACAAGACUGACCUGCUCAUUGAUAGGAAUGCUGAGAUAAGAAACAUCAAACUACUCCACCAGCACGAGCUAGCUCCAUCCCUGUACGCCACAUUCGAGAAUGGGCUCGUUUAUGAGUUCAUCCCUGGAAGAACUUUAACCCCCGAGGACGUAUUGAAACCGGAAGUAUACAGACUGGUCGCCAGAGAAUUAGCAAGAAUGCACAAAGUCAAGAAUCCAAACCAAAGAAAACCGGAACCUAACUUUUGGUCAAAACUACAUCAGUUUGUGGACUUGAUACCUGAAAAAUUCGAGGAUGAAGCCAAACAAAAAGAAUACGAAAAACAGAAUUUCUCAAAAGAACAGUUACUGCAAGAGAUUAGAGAGUUCAGAGAAGAUGUGAAUGAUUUUGACAUGGAUGUAGUAUUCGCCCACAACGAUCUUCUUUUAGGAAAUGUGAUUUACAACGAGGACAAAAACAAGGUGUUCUUCAUCGAUUUCGAAUAUGCCAGCUACAACUAUCAACCCUAUGAUAUAGCUAACCAUUUCGCCGAAUUUGCUGGUGUGAACGACAUAGACUACAGCAGAUUUCCAUCGAAAGAGCUUCAAAUGGAUUGGUUGAAGACGUAUCUGAUGGAAUACAAGGAAGUUUCUACAGUUAGUGAAAGCGAGAUCGAAAAGCUUUACCUACAAGUGAACAAGUUUGUUCUUGCUGCACACUUGUUAUGGUAUUCUUGGUCUCUGAUCCAAGCCGCUCACUCACACAUCAAUUUUGACUUUGUUGGAUAUUCAACUGUACGCCUUGAAGAUUACUUGAAGAGGAAACCAGAAUUGAAAGCUAUUAAGUUAUCUACAUCACUAUGACGAUAUCUGUGAUUCCCAAAUGGAUAUUUUUGCAUCAACUGAUCCAUUCACGAAACUCUAAGAUUGUAUACCUGAUUUAUUUGCUGUAUAAAUUGUUAUUGUUGAAUAAUUUUU
Molecule: messenger RNA, 1379 nt
Organism: Harmonia axyridis
Lineage: Eukaryota; Metazoa; Arthropoda; Insecta; Coleoptera; Coccinellidae
Gene: eas
Product: ethanolamine kinase 1
Exons: 6
Coding region: 210-1265 (351 amino acids)
Biological process (GO): phosphatidylethanolamine biosynthetic process
Cellular component (GO): cytoplasm
Molecular function (GO): ethanolamine kinase activity
Source: RefSeq, a predicted model, not a curated record